AGAAGAAAGACAAAGAAAUGAUGUCGAAAAUGGAUGAUUACGAAGUCAUAGAGCAGAUAGGGAGAGGAGCUUUUGGGGCAGCAUUUCUUGUUCUUCAUAAAGCUGAGAAAAAGAAGUAUGUGUUGAAAAAGAUUCGUUUGGCUAAACAAACCGAGAAGUUUAAGCGUACAGCGCAUCAAGAGAUGAAUUUGAUAGCUAACCUUAACAAUCCGUAUAUCGUGGAGUACAAGGAUGGAUGGGUGGAAAAGGAAUCCCAUCUCUGCAUUGUGACAACUUAUUGUGAGGGAGGAGACGUGGCUGAGAUGAUAAAGAAAAGUAGGGGGACAUUUCUUCCAGAAAAGAAGCUGUGCAAAUGGCUAACACAACUGUUGCUGGCAGUCGACUACCUCCACUCCAACCGUGUCCUUCACAGGGAUCUGAAAUGCUCCAAUAUUUUCCUUACAAAAGACAAUAAUAUUCGGCUAGGUGACUUUGGACUAGCGAAGCUACUAAACAAAGAGGAUCUCACUUCAACAGUUGUGGGCACUCCAAAGUACAUGUGUCCAGAGCUUCUUGCAGAUAUACCAUAUGGCUACAAGUCGGAUAUAUGGUCCCUAGGUUGCUGCAUGUUUGAAAUAGCUGCCCAUCAACCUGCAUUCAGGGCUCCUGAUAUGGCAGGACUCGUCAACAAAAUCAAUCGAUCCUCCAUUUCUCCACUCCCAACAGUGUAUUCCUCUACGCUGAAGCAAUUGAUCAAAACCAUGCUACGAAAGAACCCAGAACACAGACCAACAGCCGCAGAGCUGUUGAGGCAUCCACAUUUACAACCAUAUCUUGCUCAAUGCCAUAAUCUAUCUCCUGUCUUUGUCCCGGUAAAGUCUGAACUAAGCAUCAAGGGUAAGCCAAAAGAAAGCCCUUUUCCCAACAAAUGCGACACUGGGAAUCCAAAAGCUGAAAGGACAAGCCCAUCAAAGGAGUUGAGAAUUGUUUAUGAAGGAAAAGCUGAUGCAUUUAUGGUAGUACAUCCGAAUGUAAAUGGUGCCAGUAGCUCAAGAACUAUCUUGGAAUGUACAUCAAGUGCUCAUCACAAAGACGCGCAACAAAAGUUCACCUCUGAACAAUCAGAGAUAGUGCAGGAACCAUUUCAAGUUAUUGAAGAGGCAGGUAGAGAAAGCAAGGAUGAUAAUGGGAGCCGCUGCAAGAGAUUGGCAAUUUUGAGUGUGGAUUCCACACGUAUUGGUGCUCUUACUGGAUGUAAAAAGGGAACAGAAUUGGAGAAAAGUAGCCAGUUUGUACAUGAUAAGAUACCUAGGUGCUGUUUACAUGCAACAGAAACUCCUAACUUGUAUUCAAUCAGUGCUUCUCCACAAAAGACAACAGUAGCAAGUAGAUGGAGACUUCCACGCGAAAAUCAAGUUAGAGCAAAAGAAAAUAAAUUUAGCAGUUCCAAGCAGGUGAGGAAAGAAAAUCUGCAAGAGCUAAGCAGAGGCACUUCUGAUGACUUCUCAAUAAUGAGUACACUAACUAUGCUGCAUGAUUAUGAAAGAAGGAUCAAACUGGAUCCUCAGAGCCAACAGAGAGCAGAAGCUUUGGAAUCACUGCUGGAGAUUUGGGCAAGUUUACUUAGACAGGAAAGACUUGAGGAACUUGCAGGUGUGCUAAGACCAUUCGGGGAAGAAGCUGUGUCAUCAAGAGAAACAGCAAUUUGGCUGACAAAGAGCCUAAUGAAUGCUAAAAACAAAAUACCAGUGGAUCAUAGAAAAGGAUAACUUAAACAAUCCACCACUACAUAUAUAGUAAUUAAUACCAAGUAGGUAACUUAAUUGUGUUUUGAAUCUGACGCAGAUUCAAUUUGAUUCCAUCUGUAUUUACCUCUCACUUCAGCAUCAAGUUCCUGCUGCAACAUUCUUCUCGUAUGUUGCUCAAAAAAUGCCAUGAUUAGACAUCUACAGACCACAUUAUCGGUUAAUUGUACUCAUAUUUUGGACCAAAGAAGUUGCGGACUACAUUUCAGUUGGUCAUCUUAAUCAAGUUCCUGUGAAAAUCGUUUGCUUUGUGCCUAAAAAAGUUCAGCAAACAACAGAAUUAACACUAAGAAAAUAUAUCAUUGCCACUGAAAUCAUAUAAAUCCUUUCUGCUGGAAAGCAAUGACUAAACAGAAUACUGUAAAUUUUAGUGACUCUAAUUCUUGAGGGAAAAGAAACUGUCAUUUUAUGUCAACAACCUUUUUUUUGGCAGCUUAAUUAAACUUCCUCUUGCUAUAAAUUAUUUUAUCUUCUAGUUUUUCUGUUCUUGUUUAUCUCUUAGCAUCAUAUUCUGAAAUUGUCCUUCUCGUGAUCAUGUUUCAAUGUCAAUAAUACUUGACACAAAUUCUGCUUUGGGUACCCGUGAUUUAGA
This is a messenger RNA of Durio zibethinus, 2376 nucleotides long. It is a transcript of the gene NEK5, whose product is annotated as Serine/Threonine kinase catalytic domain protein. Gene Ontology annotation, biological process: microtubule-based process; protein phosphorylation. The record is from RefSeq and is a predicted model, not a curated record. Gene Ontology annotation, cellular component: cortical microtubule. Gene Ontology annotation, molecular function: ATP binding; protein serine/threonine kinase activity. Lineage: Eukaryota; Viridiplantae; Streptophyta; Magnoliopsida; Malvales; Malvaceae.